This is a messenger RNA of Triticum urartu, 1251 nucleotides long. Lineage: Eukaryota; Viridiplantae; Streptophyta; Magnoliopsida; Poales; Poaceae. The record is from RefSeq and is a predicted model, not a curated record.
CUAGCUAUGAACAUGCAUCUCUCUUUAUCUCUCAGUAGUUGUAUAUGUGCAUGUAACUGAGGGAAUACUACGGAAUAUAACAGGUAAUGUGUCUGCAGGUUGACGCACCCUUCACACAAACCUCUCCACGCCCUACCCGGCCGCUAAGAGAAUGAGUUUUCAGUCCUGGAACCAUCCUGCGGCGGUGCAGCAUAUUGUGCGCAAUGAACAAGCCAUAGUCGACAACCUUACUGAAGAUAACGCGACAAGGGUGUUGGCUAGCAGAAGGACAGCAGAGGGCGAACAGUUGUACUUAGUCUAUGAUCAGGGUAGUGCUGGGACUAGUCCCCCAAAUAAGCUGCUCGUCAAGAAGUUCCACAAUGCGAACCCAGCGCUACAAGUAGACGGCAAUGUCAUGUACCGCUGCAACUCGGAGAUGUUCCUGUUAGCCAACAUUUCUCACAAAAACAUCAUCAAAGUUGUAGACCAUAUCCAGAGGGAAGACGCAAUCAUGCUCAUUUAUGAGUAUCCGGUUCAUGGAAGCCUUCGAUCCUGGCUGCACCAACCCAUGGAUGCCGGUCGGCACCUGAGCUGGCCGGACAGGAGGGGCAUCGCCAUUGGUGUGGCCAGAGGGCUCCGCCAGUUACACCACAGAUGCAACAAACUGUUUGUCCACCACAACAUCAACUCUGAAAACAUCUUGCUUGAUCAGAAUUUCAAGGCCGUGAUAGCCAGCUUUGGCGCUGCACAGGUUAACAUGGCGGGGCUCGGCCAACCCUUGCCAAUCACGGACCUGCGUCCUGGUAACUUUGGGUACGCAGCUCCAGAAUAUGGGUUGGGGAAAAACCAGCUGACGGAGAAGGUAGACAUUUACAGCUUUGGAGUGCUGAUGCUGGAGCUUGUCACAGGGCGGAUGACCAAUGAAGCUACAACAGAUGGUCAUUUGGCGAAUUGGGCACAGAACAACUUCCGUACACUGAUGGCGAACCAACAGGAAGCAUUCCAGAAUGUUGUGGACAGGAGCAUACCAGAUCAAGCACGGUACAGGGAGGAGAUGGCAACUGUGUUCAUGCUGGGCGUGGAUUGCACUACUGUGGAUCCGAAGGAAAGGCCAUCCAUGCGGAUGGCUCUCAAACGACUCCGCCGCUGCCGUUGGCGUGCCCCAUUCCGUGGCCUCCUCACCGGCUUUCUGAUGUGACGCUCGUUGUUUUUUUUUUUUUGAAAGAACAUUCACGCAUGCAUGUAUGGACCAUAUGAUGACUCGUUUGAACU